Rotaria sp. Silwood1 is the source of this 2214-nucleotide messenger RNA. The record is from the annotation of a GenBank genome assembly. NCBI's taxonomy places the organism in Eukaryota, Metazoa, Rotifera, Eurotatoria, Philodinida, Philodinidae.
AUGGAAACAACACCGUACUAUGAAACAAUAGAAUCACCAUUAACAUCACAUAUAUCAAAUGAAACUUCUAUGAAUUAUUCUAGUCAAAUUAAUUCAAAUAAUAUUGAUCAUCCAAUACAUUUAUUUAUAUUAAUUGCUUUAUGGAUUGUUUUAUUAGUAACAAUUAUAUUUGGUACAACAGGAAAUAUUCUUGUACUUUAUGUUUAUAUUAAUCGUAAAGAUAAUAAGACAUGCACAUUUUUUAUAAAAAUGUUAGCUGUUGUGGACUUAAUUAUAUGUUUGAUUUUGGCACCUUUAGAAUUAUAUCAAAUAACAACAGGUAUUCGAAAUGAAUUUUUAUGUAAAUUUUAUGGAUUUUUAUCAACACAUGUACUUUAUUCAACUCUUCUUAUAACAACAAUUGCAUUUGAUCGAUAUUUUUGUAUAUGUUGGCCAUUAUAUAAAAUUAUUACUAUACGUCGUGCACAUGCUAUUGUUAUUGUCUGUGGAAUAUUAUCAUCUUUAUUAGCUAUUAUACCAAUGACAGAAUAUUCAACAACAGAACAUUUUUUUCAAAUACAUAAUAAUCAUUCGGAACAUUUUUCAAUAAAAUAUUCAGAUGGUAAUGAUGCAAUGAUGUACAAACAUGUUGAACAUAUUAAAAAAAGUGAUACAGCAGGAUCAUUUAUAGCAGGCAAUUUAACAGAUGUUAAUUGUAGUCCAAAAUCUAAUUUACAUCUUGGACCAUCAACUUUCCUUGAUGCAUAUCGAAUGUUUCAUAGUAUAUUAUUUGCAAUAUGUAUUUUACUUGUACUUAUUCUUUAUGCAUUUAUAUAUAAUGCUGUUUAUCAACGUCGUGUAACACGUACAAGAAAAUUAUCUGCUUAUCGUCGUAUAAUUCGUUCUUAUUUAAUGAAUAAUGAAACAGAAAAUACUAGAAUACGAUCAACAAAAAAUAUACAUAAACGUCGUCAUUAUCGUAAUGAACAUUCACCAUCAACAUUAACACUUAUUUGUUGUUACUGUUGUAAAACAAGUAAUGAAUAUGUACACGAUUUACAACGACCAUCAGAAUCAACUUUACAUGAACCAUUAAAUCAUCGACGACAACAAAUGCAUCAUCGUCAUAUACAUGAUGAACCAUCAUCAAUAAUAACAAAUCAAACUAAAUGUAGACCACAAGUUGUUUUAGAAGUAAAUGGUGCACGUGGUAAACGUUAUUCAGCUAUAUCAAUGACAUCAAUGACUUAUUUAACAAGUGGCAUAUGGGAUGAAACAACAUCAACAAAUUUAAUACGUUCAAGACUUAAUUCAAUAGCUGCAACAACUUAUUGUGGAACUGAACAUUCAUCAACUAGUCGACCAUCAACAUCAACCGAAGAUUCCUUUGAACUAGGAACAAAACUAUUAACACUUAAUAAUGCAAUACAAUUACGUCCUAUGACACCCUCUAAUUCAACACAUUUAACUGUACCUGGACAACAAACCACAACAACAAUGUUAUCGCCAUCAUCAGGUGAACUUAUACAUAAAGAUAAUCAAUUAAAUGAAAAUGAAUUACAACGAAGUGUAUCGCAAUGUACAAAUAACCCUCAUGUAUCAAUUGUACGUAAAACAAGUAAUACAUUAUCUAUUCGACAGCAACAACGACUAUCAGAUGUAUCAGUUCAUCAACGAAAAGUAUCAUUUAUGACGUCUGCUGGAAUUGCUGAUCAAUGUAUUAGUGAAGAUUCACCAAAUACUUAUCAACGAUCUAGUUUAGCUCCACCUAAUUUAUCAUUAUCUGCAAAUCAAUCACAACAACAACAACAACAGCAACAAUUAAUUGUUCAUAUGAAUAAUAAUCGGUCAUUAUCAACAACAUCAUCAAUUGAUCAUAGAAAUUCUUCAAUACGAAAUUUUUCUAUAUCAUCAACACGUCGUCCAUCAACAUUUGAUGGUGAAACACAACGGAUACUUGAUCGACAACAAACACAAGAACGUUUAGCAAAUAUUCGAACAACAUUUACAUUAUUUAUUGUUACAGCUACAUUUAUUCUUAUGUAUUUACCAUCAUUAAUUCAUGCAUUAUUCAAAAUUGAACCACACAAUUUUCGUGAAAUCCUAUUUAUACUCUAUUAUAUCAACAGUGCAUGCAAUCCACUUAUUUAUUCAUUUUUUAAUGUCAAUUUUCGCAAUGAUAUUCGUCGUAUCUAUGAAUGCCAAAAACGCGAGUAUUUCGCUCGUCAAUAUUAA